AUGCCAGGUUUCUUCACGUCCAUAUUUCAAUGGAUAAGCGGUCUCUUCUUCUCCAAGCAAGCUGAAAUUGCGGUCGUCGGCUUGCAGGCCUCCGGAAAGACGUCUUUUGUCAACGUUAUAACCUCUGGACAAUGGAGCGAAGACGUCGUCCCUACUAUUGCGUUCAAUUUCCGGAAAAUUAGGAAGGGAAAUGUAACUAUGAAGAUCUGGGACGUUGCUGGCCAACCGAAAUUCCGCUCGAUGUGGGAACGAUAUUGCAAUGGGGUCGACGCUAUCGUCUUCGUCGUUGACUCCGUUGAUCACGAUAAGUUCAAUACCGCUCGUUUUGAGCUUCACCAACUACUGGGGCAACCUACACUCGUAGGGGUACCUCUACUCGUGCUUGGGAACAAAAAUGAUCUGGACGGACAUGUACCAGUAAAGGAACUUAUCAGGAACCUCGAACUUGACAAGAUCUCCGACCGUCCAGUAUCCUGCUACUCGGUAUGGCCGACAUUUUCACACCGGAGACUCUUCCCAUGCUUAUGUUUCGACCUUGCUCCAGUGCUCGAUGAAGAGCCAACACAACUUGUAAGAGAGCCUCCUGUCAUUACCCCUCAACUCUGA
Messenger RNA from Cyclocybe aegerita, 606 nucleotides. NCBI's taxonomy places the organism in Eukaryota, Fungi, Basidiomycota, Agaricomycetes, Agaricales, Hemipholiotaceae. The record is from the annotation of a GenBank genome assembly.